AUGCUGAUAUCGGAAAAUUCUGCAGGCGAUAUUCUCCUAAUUUCGGAGGGUAGGAGUGGUGUCGAUAAUGUAUAUACACUCAAAGAAGGAGUUCUUCGAUUGGAGCUCGACAAGAACUCGUUUGAACGUGCUGGCCUUGACGGCAAACCAAUUCGUAGCGGAGGACGAAAGCACGUAAAGGAAAGAUAUGCUGUGGAGAUUAACCUUAGGUUGCCAUCUAUGCUUCAUGGCAAAAAAGGCUUCGAGCGUGUCGUAUGGGCUUUUAAAAAUGUAUUAACGACGUCUGUGACUUGGCUAUUUUGCGACUUAACUCGAUCCCCACCCUAUUCAGAAGAAGAGGCCCCAAUCAAAAAGCAUUAUCCGCAGAUUAUACAAUGCAAUCCUACCGUCAAAAUUCUUGGAGUAACUAUGGUUCCACCGAUAAACCUAUCAGAGCUUGAAACAGACACUGGAAAAAAUUUCCUUCAUGAAACAUGCGACGAGAUUCAGGAAUGGCUCGGAUUAGUGUUUCUCGAUUCUCCACGCGUGCAUGAUAACGAUACUAUUGAUCCGUAUUUGAGUCGCUACGCGCUUCCUAGCCAUGAUGAGUGCAUCCCAGCUGAUCUAGUUAAGCUUUCCUGGAAAGGACUGCUUCCUUCUGCCUGGAUAAUCCAAUUAUUUACAGCUACGUUGCGCAAAUUUGCUUCCUGCUCUUCAAAACCUGGCGGCUGGUUCGCGCUUACAUCAUUUGCCCUAGGACGGGAAGCAGUAGAAAGCAAAGACGGAUAUAUAAUUCUCUCACCGUUGAAUGAAUGGCCUAUUGAAAAACAACCAUCUGAAGCUGAAACGGCCGAACCACGCUCGCAUCGACAGUUCAUAUGCUGGGAGUAUGCAGGAGGCUCGUCGUAUAGUUGA
Paracoccidioides lutzii Pb01 is the source of this 894-nucleotide messenger RNA. RefSeq lists its product as hypothetical. The record is from RefSeq and is a predicted model, not a curated record. The coding region runs from base 1 to 894 and encodes 297 amino acids. Gene Ontology annotation, cellular component: multimeric ribonuclease P complex; ribonuclease MRP complex. The transcript has 5 exons. Gene Ontology annotation, molecular function: ribonuclease MRP activity; ribonuclease P activity. Gene Ontology annotation, biological process: tRNA 3'-end processing; tRNA 5'-leader removal; endonucleolytic cleavage in ITS1 to separate SSU-rRNA from 5.8S rRNA and LSU-rRNA from tricistronic rRNA transcript (SSU-rRNA, 5.8S rRNA, LSU-rRNA).